Molecule: messenger RNA, 2705 nt
Organism: Macrosteles quadrilineatus (aster leafhopper)
Lineage: Eukaryota; Metazoa; Arthropoda; Insecta; Hemiptera; Cicadellidae
Product: CTD nuclear envelope phosphatase 1 homolog
Exons: 2
Coding region: 138-1430 (430 amino acids)
Biological process (GO): interstrand cross-link repair; double-strand break repair via nonhomologous end joining; protection from non-homologous end joining at telomere
Molecular function (GO): protein serine/threonine phosphatase activity; 5'-3' DNA exonuclease activity; damaged DNA binding
Source: RefSeq, a predicted model, not a curated record
UAAAGGUGAUAUAUUUGCUGUAAAAUUGUUACCAAUGCUGAAACAAUUGCAAAUGGGCCUUCGAGCGUUUAUGCUACUGGCUUCUCGAGUGUGGACUUGUAUUUGUUUUCUAAUCAAAAAGAAGGACGAAAAGAACAAUGUCCACUUUUGAAGGCAAGUUGCUGGAAGACAGUCUCCAUUACAUAAGGAUUGACCAAUUUGAGCCAAACAACCACGAUGGAACAGUUUUCUUUUUAUCACAUUUUCAUACGGACCAUUUUAAAGGACUGUUUGGUGAAGCCUUUUUGAAAGUAUUGAUUGAAAAUGAAAACAAAAAACUUUAUUGCACUCCAGUCACAAAACAUCUAAUAAAAAGACAUCCUAGGUGUAAAAUCCCAGAUCAUAAAAUAAUUCCUUUGGUAGUCAAUGAAUGUAAACCUUUAUAUUAUGAAGGGCAACAUAGAGUGGUUGUAAGGGUGUUGCCUGCAGGACAUUGUCCAGGCUCGGCCAUGUUCUUGUUUGAAGAAGAAACAACAACGGGAACAAGAAGAGUGCUCUACACAGGCGAUUUCAGGAUAAAUCCUGAAGAACUUUAUAAGUUUAAAGCUUUGCACAACAGUGAUGGGUCUUUGAAGAAACUGCAUACACUGUACUUGGAUACCACAUUCUGUGACCCAAGGUGGAUAUCAUUUCCAUCUCGAAAGCAGUCGGAGGAGGAUUUGAUCGAAAUAGCACAAAAUUGGCUUAAAACAAGUCCUGACCACAAAGUAGGAAUUUUGUACAACUCGUACCACGGACUAGAACAUCUAUUGAUAAAUGUAGCUGAUGUUUUGAAAACCAAGAUACAUGUGAGAGACCUUCAGUCAUAUGAGAACUAUGCUUGUAUUCCUGAACUUCAUCCUGCGCUAUGCCAAAAAGAAUCAGACUCCAGAGUGCAUUUAUGUUCUGUGAAAGAAAUGGAGUGGUGCAAGAUAUGUCGCAGUGAUCAGAUUAACACGAAGAUUAUCAAACCUUGUGCUCAGAGUUUUACUAGUAAACAGUUGGAACUCGGUCGACAAAAAGAAGGAAGGCCCGGAUUAGUGAGGAUUGCGUAUUCACUGCAUUGUUCACUUGAAGAGUUAAUUGGAACGGUAAAGUACUUGAAACCUGAUGUUGUCCACCCUUGUGCUCUUCCUAGGAAUCUGACAGAAGAACAGGUCCUGGCUAAUCUACUUCUCGAUGUAGUCAAGCUGAAACAAGAACUUCAAGAGAAGUCUACCUGCACAACUUCUCCGCCAAAGAAGAGGUUCUGUCGUUCACUCACACCAGAAGAGAGUGAAGUAGAAGAAGAAGAGGAAGAACCAAGUACACCAGAUAAAAGUAAACAUGGUGUACUAUUUUUUGUAAGCUGCAGUGAUGAGGAAGCGAAUAAACCGUUAUCACAGAAUUCUAUAGAUUCACCUCCUCUAUAAAAUGUUAACAGCAGACCUUUAGUUAUGUUCAUAGUAGUGACAUGUAGUAUGUACGUUACAGUGUGUGGGCAAGUCUUAAAUUAAUGAAAACCAACCAGAUUCACCAACUGUAUUAAGUCCACAAUUACUUAUUGUACUUUUUAAUUAAGAAAAAAUGUCCAACUUGCUUCACCUGGAAAAGAUUUUUAUAUGAGUGUAUAUGUGUGUAAGGUACAGCCACCUUUAAAUCCAGGCCGCGGCCUGGUAGAAUUGGCAACGUUGCAAGUGGUAUUGUCUAGCACCAGACGUCCCAUAAGAUAACAUGGCAGACAGGUGACACCACCUCAUUAAUUUGCGGAUUAUUAAUUUAAAUUUAAAUUUAUGAACAUAAAUGUAUUAAAAGAUUAAAAAUAGAACAAAUAGAAUUGCAAAUCAAAAUGAUAUUUAAAUUGAAAAUCAAUUUUUGUAUAUUUAAAGUGGAGUCAAUAUUUUCAUAGCCUAGUAACCAAGCUUUCAUAUUCUUAAAAAUAUACACUAAUCAUUAGCUGCAUCCAAAACUAAACAGCUGUUACAACCCCAAUUGUGAUGUUGCCACUUCAAAGGCCGCGGCCUGGAGUUAAAGGUGAUCGUGAUAGUAGUCAGUCAAAUCCAAUAAAUCGAAUCCCAUGUGGCGUGGAGAAAACACAUUAAAGAACUUGCAAAAAGUGUACGUUACUUUUUGUGACUUUUUGAAAAGUGUACGUAACUCCAACUUUUCUUAUUUUUAAAUAAUUGAAACAUUUAAUCUUCAAAUGAAGAUCGCUGUUUCCCGGCUUUUGAUUUACAUAUUGUUAUAAGGAUCUUCCAAAACAAAAGAUUUCUAUAUUAGUUUUUAAAAUAGAUUUUUAUACAUUUUACAACUACAUAUAUUUUUGUAAUGCAGUUCAUAUUUUCUUUUAUUAAGAUUGGUAUAAUGUUGUUCAUAACGUUUACAAGUGUUUGAAGAUGACUAACAAAAACUAAUAUUACAAUAAUCUAAGUUGUUUUGGUAACAUGUAGGUAAAUGUAUAUGCUUCUGUUUUGAUUAAAAAAAACUUGUAAAAUGUAAUUUUAAUAUACUUACUAUGGUAGACCUGAAUAUAAAUAAACGUAUUACAUUCUUCAUAUAAUUUAACUUAUUCCUAAGGCUAAUAAACCACUGUUAUGUAAUUAAAAAAUAUAUUGUGAUGAAUGGUUUGAUAGAUAAAGGGUAUUCUGGAUACUUCACUAAGAUAAUGUUGGUUACAAAGCGGUGCAGUAUAUUUAAUAAAAAGUUGA